CUGUGGCUUUUGGGUUUGACACGCAGUCUCUGUGACAAAUCACUGAACAGUGUGGAGUCACUGAGCACGUAAGCAGAUCUCUAAGCUGUCCGUGGAAUGGCACACGCUGAGCAGCAGGGACCCCCGAUCCAUCAGUAUGCUGGAUGAUCGUCUAGCCCUCAUCAUGGUGUCUGCGAGAGUGCUCCUGCUGUGGGUGUUAGCUUGCCUUGCUCCACCUGCUGAAGGGGAAAAUUACAACCAUUUGGUGAUUGCCCCACAGUCUCCAAUGUUAGAGAUGGGGACUAACUUCACGGCCACAUGUAUGAUCAACAACACAACUGAAGUUACAGCGGAUGACCUCUACUGGAAACUGUCUGAGACUGUCAUACCCAGAGAACAGUACACUCUGAUCAACAGAUCAGCUCUCAGUGUCACUGUCGUCCCCACCAGUGAAAAAUCAGAAUGGCUGUAUUGCCUCUGCAAGAAAAAGUCAUCCUAUGUUAUCCUGAACACAGGCAGAUUCAUUCACGGGAUCCUUCUGACAAAAGGCUAUCGUCCAGGGAAGCCUGAGAAUCUGUCCUGUGUGGCAGUUCAGGAUAAAAAUGUCAUCUCUUCAGACAUCACCUGUAAGUGGCAUCCAGCUGGACGUCAAACCACAGCUGUCAAAACAACGUACACACUGAAUGUUAUAGUCACCUCCACUCAGACCUACAGUGUGUCAACACAAGAAAAUUGUGCCAUAGUGUCUAUGAAAAUUUACCCCAGUCAUAUGACACUGGACAUCUGGGUGGAGGCACACAAUAAACUGGGAAAAAUAGAGUCUGAGCACCUGAUAGAAGAUGCCAACUGGUUUGUGAAAACAAACCCUCCGUCAGACGUCCAUAUCCCAGAGGAGACUUUUCCCACCUCCCUUCUCAUAAAAUGGACUCCUCCUAUCGAUAAAGUAUAUGUGAGAUUAACAUAUCAAAUACGAUACUGCCGAAAUGGAUCUCAAAAUUGGACUUAUGUACCUCAUGUGGACAUUGCCAAGGACAUACAGUCGUUCAGGCUACAGAACCUUGAGCCAUACACAGUUUAUGUCAUUCAGGUGUGCUGCAAAAACGUGAGAGGCCCUCUCGAUUACUGGAGCGAGUGGAGUACCAACACUACAAAGAGAACACCAGCAGACCGACCAAAAAGCAAGCCGGAUUUAUGGAAAAUCAGUGCUGAGGGGGACGGCGUGAAUAAACGACAAGUGGUGUUCAUUUGUAAGGAUCCUGUGUCUGCCAACGGGAGGAUAAUAAGAUUCGACAUAAAGAUUGAAGACCAAAAGGAUAAAGUCAAGAACGGAAGUUGGGAGAGUGUCCUCGUCAACAGGUCCGAGGACGACAGCAGCUCUAGCCAGCGGAAGAUCACUUCCCUUAAACAGGCUGAUCUGGCUGACAAGGAAUCUGUCAAAGUGUCCGUCAUCGCCGUCAAUUCUUUAGGGGAAUCUCCUGCCGCAUCGUUAAUCAUCCCUCAGAAAGGACACGAGCUCGCCCCAGUGAAAGAUCUGAAGGUUUGGUCCCGUGGGGGCCAGCUGUGGCUAGAAUGGAAACCCCCCAGGAGUGAAGCUGUGUCAGAGUAUGUGGUGGAGUGGGCCACUGGUGAUCAGAUAGACUGGCAGAGGGAAAACAGAACCACCAGACAAACUGCCAUUAAAGGCAACCUGGAGAAGUUUGUUUGCUACAAAGUCUCUGUGUAUCCAAUAUACUCUGGGUUGACUGGGAAGUCGGAGACUAAAGAAGCCUUUCUGGAGGAAGGAGUUCCGUUGGAGGGCCCCACUUUUAGACUGAGCGGUACACCAGGACGUAACGAGGCAGAGCUGGUGUGGGAGGAGAUUCCCCAAAGCAGGCGACAGGGCUUCAUCACCCACUACACCAUAUACUACACAGAUGGGACUAAAGUACAUGAUGUAACAGUGCCAGCUAACACCACCUCAUACACUCUGAGGUUACUGUCAGGGGACACCAAGUACGACACUUGGAUCAGUGCUUCAACCAUCCGAGGCUCAGCCAAAAGCUCCAAUCACACAUUCACCACUGCGAAAUAUGCACCAGGAGAGAUCGAGGCCAUCGUGGUAGGAGUGAGCCUGGGCUUUCUGUUCGUCGUUCUUAUGACCAUGCUGAUCUGCAUCUACAAAAAAGAUGUGAUCAAGGAGAACUUUUGGCCUCAGAUUCCAAACCCCGGAGAGAGCACCAUUGGAAACUGGUCUCCUGAUUAUCCUUUAAAAGCAGAGACGCCAAAGGAGCACUGUGUGUCCGGCAUCAGCGUACUUGAUGUGGAGGCAUGUGAUGGAAAGUGUGUGUUUGAGGAGGACAAGGCCAGUCUGCCUCUGAAGAAGGACAAGUAUCUGUCUGAGGAGCACAGCAGUGGCAUCGGCGGCUCUUCCUGCAUGUCCUCGCCUCGCCAGAGUGUGUCUGAUAGCGAUGACGGCGGCGACAUGGAUGACACCACAGCCAACACCAUUGUGUACUCCUCGGUGGUGGCCUCUAAUGGUUACAAAGGUCAGACCCCGAGCUCCCAAGCCCAGCAGGCCUUUUUUUCGCGGUCCGAGUCCACGCAGCCCCUGCUGGACUCUGAGGAGAACCCAGACAUGUUGGUGCAGGAGGGCAGCAGACAGUCCCAGCGAUUCACACGCACUUCAGGAAUGGACGGCCCUGACCUUGGUGACUUCAACCAGCUGGGGAGGGAGCGGCAGGAGGCGCUGGUGCCUCUGGACUUUUGUUCCCUGGAAGAGGACUCCGAGCAGACGACACCUACAGACGCAGAGUCAGCUGACCGGCUGUCGGCAGCACCAAUCUCCAGCUACAUGCCUCAGCUGGGUGGCUACAGGCCACAGUGAGAACACAGACAGAUCUAGAUGUGUCAUCUUCAGUGCCUUUGCUAGUGUCAUAUGUUAAUUUCAUUGAAGCAGUGAAGACUGUGUCAGUAUGUAUUUUACACUUAACCAAGUAUAAAUGUUACUGGGUGCUUUGGGAAAGUGACCUGUAAAGUACAAUGUGAAUUAGAGCUUGUAGCUGUAGUUUGCUAGCUUUGCACUCACAUGGAAAAAUGACAGCCAUAUCUUUAUAGUAAAAUUAUGCCCAAAACAUACACAACACAUGAAUGUGGAUGCUUUGAGCUACACAGUUAACGUUGCAUUUCAAAAUGUGUCCUGAAAUUCUAAACAUGACAGGAGUGUGGGACACAGUUUCAGGAGGGAAGGGCUCCACAGCAGGCAGCUUUCAGGAUGAAAGAUACUUUGUGUUUCCGUUUGAGCAGUCUGUCUGACGCUGUAGCGCGCUCUUGUGGAGGACGCGCUGCUCUGCAGAGAUGUUGGUUUGUUACCUGGUCAUUGGCAUUUAACGUUCAUAUAGUAUGUUAUCGGCUUAUGUAUAUACACUGCAAUGAAUGUAAUCAAGUCCCACACGUUCACACUGACAUAUACAUGUUGCCAGUGCAUGUUCAAUAAAAACUUUACCUGCCUUUUGAAAAUGGGGGGAAAAAAUGGAAA
Molecule: messenger RNA, 3493 nt
Organism: Micropterus salmoides (largemouth bass)
Lineage: Eukaryota; Metazoa; Chordata; Actinopteri; Centrarchiformes; Centrarchidae
Gene: il6st
Product: interleukin 6 signal transducer
Exons: 16
Coding region: 137-2842 (901 amino acids)
Biological process (GO): cytokine-mediated signaling pathway
Cellular component (GO): signaling receptor complex; external side of plasma membrane; membrane
Molecular function (GO): cytokine receptor activity; cytokine binding
Source: RefSeq, a predicted model, not a curated record